Molecule: messenger RNA, 3168 nt
Organism: Equus caballus (horse)
Lineage: Eukaryota; Metazoa; Chordata; Mammalia; Perissodactyla; Equidae
Gene: MTNR1A
Product: melatonin receptor 1A
Biological process (GO): G protein-coupled receptor signaling pathway
Cellular component (GO): plasma membrane
Molecular function (GO): melatonin receptor activity
Source: RefSeq, a predicted model, not a curated record
AUGGCCGGGUGGCCGUGGGGCGCGCCGGGCGGGAGCGUGAGGGGCAACGGGUGCGCGCUGCUCAACGCCUCUCUGCUGGCGCCCGGCGGCGGGGAGGGCGCGUGGCCGCGACCCUCGUGGCUGGCCUCCACGCUCGCCUGCAUCCUCAUCUUCACCAUCGUGGUGGACAUCCUGGGCAACCUCCUGGUCAUCCUGUCCGUGUAUCGGAACAAGAAGCUGAGGAACGCAGGAAAUAUAUUUGUGGUGAGCCUAGCUGUUGCGGACCUGGUGGUGGCUGUUUAUCCAUACCCCUUGGUGCUGACAUCUAUAUUUAACAACGGAUGGAGCCUAGGAUAUCUGCACUGCCAAGUGAGUGGUUUCCUGAUGGGCUUGAGUGUCAUUGCCUCAGUAUUCAACAUCACUGGAAUCGCCAUUAACCGCUACUGCUACAUCUGCCACAGUCUCAAGUAUGACAAACUGUACAGUAACAAGAAUUCCCUCUGCUACGUGUGCCUGAUAUGGAUGUUGACCCUUGUGGCAAUCAUGCCCAACUUGCAUAUCGGAACCCUGCAGUAUGACCCAAGGGUCUACUCCUGUACGUUCGCCCAGUCUGUCAGUUCAGCGUACACCAUCGCGGUGGUGGUUUUCCAUUUCAUAGUUCCUAUGAUCAUAGUCAUCUUCUGUUACCUAAGGAUCUGGAUCCUGGUUCUUCAGGUCCGACGGAGGGUGAAACCUAUCAACAAACCCAGACUGAAACCACAGGAUUUCAGGAACUUUGUCACCAUGUUUGUGGUUUUUGUACUUUUUGCCAUUUGCUGGGCUCCUCUAAACUUUAUUGGUCUCGCUGUGGCCUCAGACCCUGCCAGCAUGGUUCCCAGGAUCCCAGAGUGGUUGUUUGUGGCCAGUUACUAUAUGGCAUAUUUCAACAGCUGCCUCAACGCAAUUGUAUAUGGACUGCUAAACCAAAAUUUCAGGAAGGAAUACAGAAGAAUUAUAGUUUCACUGUGUACGGCCAAGAUGUUCUUUGUGGAUAGCUCGAAUGAGGUCGCAGACAGGAUUAAAUGCAAACCCUCUCCAUUAAUGAUCAAUAAUAACCUAUUAAAGGUGGACUCCGUUUAAAAAAGCAAAGAAUUACCAGCAAGAUAUGCAAACUGCUCAGAGUCUUACUAAUUUUCAUGUUUGCUUCCCUUUGGACAGAUGUCGAGAAAAUAGAGUGGUUGAGAAAAUUUAAUACUCUUAAGAGGUUGCCUCUAUAGUUUCUGAACUAAUGUGAUAUUGGCCUUCUGAACAAGUCUGUAAUUCUACUUAUGAACAGAAAUACAGAACAUAGAGAGAGGUGUUAGUUAAUUGAAGAAUCUGGUUCAGGGAUGGGGGGAGUUAUUUUAAAUAAAAAUUCUGAAUGUAUUCAAGUGGAGAAAGAGUGUGCAAAUGUUUCUUUUGUUGUAAAUGAGUGCCACAAAGGUAGUAAUUGCUUUUUUCCCUCCACUUUUUGUAGAUUUCUAAUAGGAAAACAAAUGAUGUGUUUUAUUUAUAAACGGGUAAGUAGAAAAAACGGGAAAGUAGAUGAGUGACUCAUUAUACAAUGAAAGUCUGAAAAUAAAUUAGUGAAUAACUCAACCACAACCAGCACAAGGUUUUCAGUUGGCACUGUUAGCACUGGGCAGCUAUAGUCAGGCUCAUAAAUGUCACUCUAUUAAAAGUUGCGCAUGCAACUAAAGUGCUAACUAUAGGACAGAGCUCUUUUUCAGAUGUCAAUAACUACCGUAUUUUAAAGCAAUAGCUACACGUAAAACUCAAUUCAACUUUAUAGGACAUUUGGCUUCUUCUUAUUUUGUCACCAGAUAUCAUGAUUAUUCACGUCACUGACCAGCUGUUUUUAAUUGAUCUCUGUUAAUUUAUCAAGUCAUCAAAUCUGCUCAGUUAACAAUGACAAAGAAUCAAAGAGCUCCAGAUUCUUGGAUACAGUGCUGAACGUGUUCUAGAUUGAUAGGCUAUUUGGGCAAGGAAAUAUCUAAACCAGUUGUUCUUUUACAGAUAUCGCAAAACAAUAUUCUUUAAUAAUUCAUUUCAGUAUAUGGUUUCAUCUUUCAUGUUGAUGAUCCUAGGGCAUAUGAAUCGCCUCCACAGCUUUGAAGAGUAAGGAGAUUAUUUAGGUGUUGUGUUGUGUUUCAGUAAUAAUGAAAUAAUUCUACGUCCCUAAGAAACAGUACCUUUAUUACGAGGACACAUUUCUGUGUUCUGUUAGAGAAGGGCUAGGAGUAACAUGUCCAUUUCAAAACCAAUUGAUUAUCGUUGCUUUUAGACAUUAGAUGUUGAUCCUGUCUUUUUAAAAAAAUUAUUUUGUUGAGAUCACAUUGGCUUAUAACACUGUGUACAUUUCAAGUGUCUGAUCCCGUCUUUUCUCGUGCUAACCUGGUGCCCUAAUUUCUGAUAGAACUCUUACUUUGCAGUAAGUGGUGCAAGCAUAUCUGGUUUAUUGACAAAGAGUCAAGAAAGUAGCUCUGUUUGUUUGGAAUAAAAAAGUGAAUUGUAUCUUCUAUUUCCAUGAUGUGGCCAACGAAUCUCUGAGAACUCUCGAGUCCUGGUGCCUCGGGAGCUCUGCUAUCUUCACUGAGUCUGUGACCGCUGAGCUGGAGGAUAAAUGUUUGUUUAGAGAAUUCAACAUAGGUGAACAUAAGAUAUGAUCCUGAGUUGUAACAUUAUUUUAUACUUGUAACUAUUUUCUUGCAGUUUGGGUAUAAAUUUGAAUAAAAACCUACAAAACCUGUUUUUUCGAAAGAGUUUAUUUUUACAUUUUUGAAAAUACAGCCCAUGAUAUAAUAUAUUUGCAUGUUUUUACGCAUAUCUGUACCUUGUUACUGUCAAGGAUGAACUUCAAUGGGGUCUCUGCUUGUGUAUAUUUGUUCUAAUAAAAAUUUUAUAUGUAUAUAUGGAAAGAUGAAUAUGAUUUAUUGUCAUUUUCAAGGUAGUCCGUUUGUUUUUUCUGUUAUUUGUUGGAAAUUAAAUAAAAGUUGGUUUAGGAUGGAGAGUGGUUUGAUAAUUACCUAAGAUGUGUACCUGUUUAUGCACAAGGGACCUGUCUUUCUGUUUUUGGCAUUUUUCUUAGCAUAAUGUAAACUAUUCAGUUAUUCAUGUGUGUUCAUAUAUCAUAUAUUUAUUUAGUCUUGUCCGUGAUGGAUGGGAACUGAA